AUGACCAAGAUAAAUGGUUACAAAAGGUAUUUUGGUUUUCAACAUUGUAUGGCUAACAACAAUGGACAGAUAUGGUGCUUUUGGAACAAUGGGGGUCACACACAGGUCAUUGCCAACACUGAUCAACAGUUAACUCUUCAUCUUAAAGAUUCUCCCAGUGAUACAGGCAUUUUCGUAACAGCAGUCUAUGCCAAAUGCUCAGAUAUUACUGAGAUGAACAAUAAUAUUAAUGAUAUGCAGACUAAUAGAAUCAAUGCGUUACUUGGCAAAUUGAUUUCUGAAAAUCAAAGUGGAUUUGUUUCUGGUAGGCUUAUUACUGAUAAUGUUAUGCUCUCUCAGGAGAUUAUUCAUGGAAUUGCAAAAGAGAAUAUAGGUGGUAAUGUGGUUUUAAAACUAGAUAUGGCUAAAGCUUAUGACAGGCUCUCUUGGUCUUUUUUAAUCAAGGUUUGA
Messenger RNA from Solanum tuberosum (potato), 450 nucleotides. RefSeq lists its product as uncharacterized. The transcript is spliced from 2 exons. Bases 1 to 450 code for a protein of 149 amino acids. Lineage: Eukaryota; Viridiplantae; Streptophyta; Magnoliopsida; Solanales; Solanaceae. The record is from RefSeq and is a predicted model, not a curated record.